Messenger RNA from Tilletiaria anomala UBC 951, 1272 nucleotides. RefSeq lists its product as uncharacterized. The transcript has 2 exons. The coding region runs from base 1 to 1272 and encodes 423 amino acids. NCBI's taxonomy places the organism in Eukaryota, Fungi, Basidiomycota, Exobasidiomycetes, Georgefischeriales, Tilletiariaceae. The record is from RefSeq and is a predicted model, not a curated record.
AUGAGCGGGGGGACGAGCAGCGAAGGCGAGGACCAUGGUCCCAUCAAUAAGCCUUCGGGGGCCAACUUUGUAGACUUGCCGGUCGGGACCAAUGGUGACAUGAUUGGCACCUAUUGGACCGCGAACCCGAAAAACAGCACCGCAACACAUGCGUUUGUCAUGAUCCAUGGCCGAUUACGAGACGGCGACAAGUACUGGAAAGUUAUGGAUGACGCCCUGACGAAUGCCGUCAAAGCCAAGUACCCAGGCGUGGACAAGGAUGCAAUCGUCGUCGCGCCCGAGUACUUCUCGACCAAGUUGAACGAGGGGCAAUACAAUGAGCACGAGCUCGGCUGGUCUGACGUGAACGCGUGGCAGGCCGGCGAGAUUGCGACGCACCCCAAGGGCACAACAGCUUCAGCCUUUGACGUUCUCGACGCGUUUGUCGCCGAGUUUGCCGACCAGACAAAGUACCCUGCGAUGAAGAACGUCACGCUUGUCGGUCACGGUGGCGGCGGCCAGCUGAUGCAGCGCUACGCUGUCGUCGGGCAGAGCCCGCCGUCAAACGUGCACGUGCGAUACAUCUAUGGCGACCCAUCGUCGAGCGUCUACUUCACAAAGGACCGGCCGCAGGUCAAAGCAUCCGUUGCUAACAUAAGCUCCUGCCCGAUGUACAACACAUGGCGGUACGGCUUUGCGAACUUCACCACUGACGUCAACCCGACGUCCCCGAAGCUGCCGAUCGACUACUUUGCACAGUACAUUCAGCGCGAUGUCGUCAGCAUGAUCGGUCUGCAGGACGUCAAGUCGUCCGGCGAUGAGUACUGCAUGGCGCAGCUGCAGGGCGGGCCGAAGCGCCGCGAUCGCAACCUUGCGUACUGGAAGUACAUCAACACGCUCGCCAAGACCAACUUUGACCUCACCGGCUUCAAUGCGACUUUCAAGCACCUGCCGGACUGGUCGAAUGUCUCGCGCAACGUCAUUGCACACCGCCUCAUCGUCAUCGAGAACGCCGACCACGAUGCGGCGCUCGUUUUUGGCUCCGCCGAGGGCCGCGCGGCACUCUUCUCCAGUGGCACGCUCCCUACCGGCUGGCGUCCAGUCGGCUGGAGCGCCGCAGGCAACGGCCAGCGCGUACCCAGCGCCAAGUCUGGCACCAGCAGCGCGAGCAACUUUGACAGCGGCUCUGGCUCCCACGCAAACAGCAGCAGGGCAGCGGGCACUCUCCGGAUAAGCGACGCUGUCGCGCUUGGGGCCGCUGCCACUGCCUUGAGCAUUGUACUGCUCCUAUGA